Closterium sp. Naga37s-1 is the source of this 3567-nucleotide messenger RNA. The record is from the annotation of a GenBank genome assembly. Lineage: Eukaryota; Viridiplantae; Streptophyta; Zygnematophyceae; Desmidiales; Closteriaceae.
AUGCGUUGUACCGCGAGUGGUCAUAGUGCAAGGGGAAACACCACUCGUGCACGAUAUCCUCAUUCUGCUUCUCACCUGUGCGCGCCCCUCGCUCUGCUUCUCACCUGUGCCCGCCCCUUGCUCUGCUUCUCACCUGUGCCCGCCCCUCGCUCUGCUUCUCACCUGUGCCCGCCCCUCGCUCUGUUUCUCACCUGUGCCCGCCCCUCGCUCUGCUUCUCACCUGUGCGCGCCCCUCGCUCUGCUUCUCACCUGUGCGCGCCCCUCGCUCUGCUUCUCACCUGUGCGCGCCCCUCGCUCUGCUUCUCACCUGUGCCCGCCCCUCGCUCUGCUUCUCACCUGUGCCCGCCCCUCGCUCUGCUUCUCACCUGUGCGCGCCCCUCGCUCUGCUUCUCACCUGUGCGCGCCCCUCGCUCUGCUUCUCACCUGUGCGCGCCCCUCGCUCUGCUUCUCACCUGUGCGCGCCCCUCGCUCUGCUUCUCACCUGUGCGCGCCCCUCGCUCUGCUUCUCACCUGUGCCCGCCCCUCGCUCUGCUUCUCACCUGUGCCCGCCCCUCGCUCUGCUUCUCACCUGUGCGCGCCCCUCGCUCUGCUUCUCACCUGUGCGCGCCCCUCGCUCUGCUUCUCACCUGUGCGCACCCCUCGCUCUGCUUCUCACCUGUGCCCGCCCCUCGCUCUGCUUCUCACCUGUGCCCGCCCCUCGCUCUGCUUCUCACCUGUGCCCGCCCCUCGCUCUGCUUCUCACCUGUGCGCGCCCCUCGCUCUGCUUCUCACCUGUGCGCGCCCCUCGCUCUGCUUCUCACCUGUGCGCGCCCCUCGCUCUGCUUCUCACCUGUGCGCGCCCCUCGCUCUGCUUCUCACCUGUGCGCGCCCCUCGCUCUGCUUCUCACCUGUGCCCGCCCCUCGCUCUGCUUCUCACCUGUGCCCGCCCCUCGCUCUGCUUCUCACCUGUGCCCGCCCCUCGCUCUGCUUCUCACCUGUGCCCGCCCCUCGCUCUGCUUCUCACCUGUGCCCGCCCCUCGCUCUGCUUCUCACCUGUGCGCGCCCCUCGCUCUGCUUCUCACCUGUGCGCGCCCCUCGCUCUGCUUCUCACCUGUGCGCGCCCCUCGCUCUGCUUCUCACCUGUGCGCGCCCCUCGCUCUGCUUCUCACCUGUGCGCGCCCCUCGCUCUGCUUCUCACCUGUGCCCGCCCCUCGCUCUGCUUCUCACCUGUGCGCGCCCCUCGCUCUGCUUCUCACCUGUGCCCGCCCCUCGCUCUGCUUCUCACCUGUGCCCGCCCCUCGCUCUGCUUCUCACCUGUGCCCGCCCCUCGCUCUGCUUCUCACCUGUGCCCGCCCCUCGCUCUGCUUCUCACCUGUGCCCGCCCCUCGCUCUGCUUCUCACCUGUGCCCGCCCCUCGCUCUGCUUCUCACCUGUGCGCGCCCCUCGCUCUGCUUCUCACCUGUGCGCGCCCCUCGCUCUGCUUCUCACCUGUGCGCGCCCCUCGCUCUGCUUCUCACCUGUGCGCGCCCCUCGCUCUGCUUCUCACCUGUGCGCGCCCCUCGCUCUGCUUCUCACCUGUGCCCGCCCCUCGCUCUGCUUCUCACCUGUGCCCGCCCCUCGCUCUGCUUCUCACCUGUGCCCGCCCCUCGCUCUGCUUCUCACCUGUGCCCGCCCCUCGCUCUGCUUCUCACCUGUGCCCGCCCCUCGCUCUGCUUCUCACCUGUGCGCGCCCCUCGCUCUGCUUCUCACCUGUGCGCGCCCCUCGCUCUGCUUCUCACCUGUGCGCGCCCCUCGCUCUGCUUCUCACCUGUGCGCGCCCCUCGCUCUGCUUCUCACCUGUGCGCGCCCCUCGCUCUGCUUCUCACCUGUGCCCGCCCCUCGCUCUGCUUCUCACCUGUGCCCGCCCCUCGCUCUGCUUCUCACCUGUGCCCGCCCCUCGCUCUGCUUCUCACCUGUGCCCGCCCCUCGCUCUGCUUCUCACCUGUGCCCGCCCCUCGCUCUGCUUCUCACCUGUGCCCGCCCCUCGCUCUGCUUCUCACCUGUGCCCGCCCCUCGCUCUGCUUCUCACCUGUGCGCGCCCCUCGCUCUGCUUCUCACCUGUGCGCGCCCCUCGCUCUGCUUCUCACCUGUGCGCGCCCCUCGCUCUGCUUCUCACCUGUGCGCGCCCCUCGCUCUGCUUCUCACCUGUGCCCGCCCCUCGCUCUGCUUCUCACCUGUGCCCGCCCCUCGCUCUGCUUCUCACCUGUGCCCGCCCCUCGCUCUGCUUCUCACCUGUGCCCGCCCCUCGCUCUGCUUCUCACCUGUGCCCGCCCCUCGCUCUGCUUCUCACCUGUGCGCGCCCCUCGCUCUGCUUCUCACCUGUGCGCGCCCCUCGCUCUGCUUCUCACCUGUGCGCGCCCCUCGCUCUGCUUCUCACCUGUGCGCGCCCCUCGCUCUGCUUCUCACCUGUGCCCGCCCCUCGCUCUGCUUCUCACCUGUGCCCGCCCCUCGCUCUGCUUCUCACCUGUGCCCGCCCCUCGCUCUGCUUCUCACCUGUGCCCGCCCCUCGCUCUGCUUCUCACCUGUGCCCGCCCCUCGCUCUGCUUCUCACCUGUGCCCGCCCCUCGCUCUGCUUCUCACCUGUGCCCGCCCCUCGCUCUGCUUCUCACCUGUGCGCGCCCCUCGCUCUGCUUCUCACCUGUGCGCGCCCCUCGCUCUGCUUCUCACCUGUGCGCGCCCCUCGCUCUGCUUCUCACCUGUGCGCGCCCCUCGCUCUGCUUCUCACCUGUGCGCGCCCCUCGCUCUGCUUCUCACCUGUGCCCGCCCCUCGCUCUGCUUCUCACCUGUGCCCGCCCCUCGCUCUGCUUCUCACCUGUGCCCGCCCCUCGCUCUGCUUCUCACCUGUGCCCGCCCCUCGCUCUGCUUCUCACCUGUGCCCGCCCCUCGCUCUGCUUCUCACCUGUGCCCGCCCCUCGCUCUGCUUCUCACCUGUGCCCGCCCCUCGCUCUGCUUCUCACCUGUGCGCGCCCCUCGCUCUGCUUCUCACCUGUGCGCGCCCCUCGCUCUGCUUCUCACCUGUGCGCGCCCCUCGCUCUGCUUCUCACCUGUGCGCGCCCCUCGCUCUGCUUCUCACCUGUGCGCGCCCCUCGCUCUGCUUCUCACCUGUGCCCGCCCCUCGCUCUGCUUCUCACCUGUGCCCGCCCCUCGCUCUGCUUCUCACCUGUGCCCGCCCCUCGCUCUGCUUCUCACCUGUGCCCGCCCCUCGCUCUGCUUCUCACCUGUGCCCGCCCCUCGCUCUGCUUCUCACCUGUGCCCGCCCCUCGCUCUGCUUCUCACCUGUGCCCGCCCCUCGCUCUGCUUCUCACUAUCCACCACUUGCUGCAGCCCCUCCUUCGCCAUCUGCCUCUGAAACACCUGCACGCCCUCCCAUGCAUGCACGCCCUCCCAUGCAUGCACGCCCUCCCAUGCAUGCACGCCCUCCCAUGCAUGCACGCCCUCCCAUGCAUGCACGCCCUCCCAUGCAUGCACGCCCUCCCAUGCAUGCACGCCUUCCCAUGCAUGCACGCAUGCACACAAGCAGCAACGGCACACGGCAACAGAAAGGGAUGA